Messenger RNA from Rhodamnia argentea, 2002 nucleotides. RefSeq names its product ERAD-associated E3 ubiquitin-protein ligase HRD1B-like. The transcript has 8 exons. The record is from RefSeq and is a predicted model, not a curated record. NCBI's taxonomy places the organism in Eukaryota, Viridiplantae, Streptophyta, Magnoliopsida, Myrtales, Myrtaceae. Bases 151 to 1773 code for a protein of 540 amino acids.
CGUUCGCCGAAGAUUUGGGCGAACUACUAUUUUUUGCUUUUCUCCUCCCUUUGGAUUCUUCUGGUCCGAGAGAGAGAGAGAGAGCGGCCGAGCUCGCCGUCAGCUGGAAUCUCGUAUCUGCUUUAAUCCCGACGUCGGGCGAUAGCAAAUAUGAUGAGGUUGCAAACGUACGCUGGGCUUAGUAUAAUCGCGUCACUGGCAGUGAUUUAUCAUGCGUUCAGCAGUCGAGGCCAGUUCUACCCAGCUAUGGUUUAUCUAUCCACUUCCAAAAUCAGUUUGGUGUUGCUUCUUAACAUGGGUCUGGUCUUUAUGUGCAUCUUGUGGCAAUUGACGAAGCGGUUGUUCCUUGGUUCCCUACGGGAAGCUGAGGUAGAGAGACUUAAUGAGCAAUCAUGGAGAGAGGUCAUGGAAAUCCUCUUUGCUAUCACUAUUUUCAGGCAGGAUUUUUCGGUUACCUUCUUGGCUAUGGUUACUGCCUUGUUGUUGAUCAAAGCUUUACACUGGUUGGCUCAGAAGAGGGUUGAGUACAUUGAGACAACCCCUUCUGUUCCCAUGCUAUCUCACAUCAGGAUAGUUUCUUUUAUUGGAUUUCUGCUUCUCGUGGACAGUCUCUUUUUCUACAGCUCUAUGAAGUUCCUCAUACAGAUGCGGCAGGCUUCCGUUUCCCUUUUCUUUGCAUUUGAGUACAUGAUACUGGCCACAACAACUGUGUCGACUUUUGUUAAGUAUGUUUUCUACAUUAGCGACAUGCUUAUGGAGGGCCAGUGGGAAAACAAGGCUGUUUACACCUUUUACUUGGAACUAAUACAUGACCUGCUACACUUGUCGAUGUAUCUGUGCUUCUUUCUUGUGAUAUUCAUGAAUUAUGGUGUACCUCUGCACUUGAUUCGGGAGCUUUAUGAGACAUUUAGAAAAUUCAAAAUUCGCGUUGCUGAUUACAUUCGAUACCGAAAGAUCACUUCAAAUAUGAAUGAUCGAUUUCCAGAUGCUACACCUGAAGAGCUUAAUGCAAGUGAUGCAACAUGCAUUAUAUGUCGAGAAGAGAUGACUACAGCGAAGAAAUUAAAUUGUGGACACCUUUUCCAUGUACAUUGCCUUCGUUCAUGGCUCGAGCGACAGCAUACGUGUCCUACUUGUAGGGCCCUAGUUGCACCACCAGAAAGUGGGACAGCUGCUGCUGGUGGACAACAUGCACAACUGUCGGAUUCUCGGCAACAAGGGGCUGCUUCCACAAGCACCUCAUCUCAGGGCUCAAGUGAUGUUGGUUUGGCUGGUAACAAUUUAAGUGGGCAUCAGGCCAGAAUCCAAGCUGCUGCAGCUGCUGCAUCAAUAUAUGAGAAGUCUUUUGUUUACCCUUCGACAAACGCAUUAGUAUGGUCAUCAGGGUAUGCCUACCUUCCUCAGCAAAAUGUGCCAUCCCCUAGUCACUCUAGCGCCGGCGACAGUGGUCCACAGCAAUUUACAGGCCAUGGUGAUCCUGGAAAUAUGUCUGCCUCACAAUUCCCUAGCAUUGUUUAUGUCCCAGUUCCAGCUCCUGCAGCCACUGGAGACAGGAUUCAGGGAGUUCAUGAUAACUUAUCACAGGCCCAUUUGGAAGCUCAGAAAAAGUUUCUGCAACAGCAGAUUGAGGCGCUGCAAAAGCAACUUCAAUUGCUGCGGGAGACGCACGUCGAAGGGAACAUGUCUUCAGGUACCCCGGCAUCGGGAGAUAGCAAAGGGAAGGCUGCCGUGAGCUCCUCGUUCCCUGUUUCAGACAGAGACUCGUCAUGCUGAGAGAGAGAGAGAGCCAAGACAGUUGAUAAACUAUAGCCUGCUGAUAACUGUAAAUGUACACCAGUGGAGAGUUUCUUUCCCAUUUUCUUCCUCCCUUUCCUUUGAGAGAGGGAGAGGGAGAGAGAGAGGAUUUGUCCUUUUGAAUUGGCCGGAAACUGGUUUAAUGUAUGUGACAGAGCUCGGAUUUCAUGCCGGUCAAAGCUUUGCUAAAAAUGGCCCCCUCGUUGAA